This is a messenger RNA of Toxorhynchites rutilus septentrionalis, 7279 nucleotides long. Its product is annotated as PHD and RING finger domain-containing protein 1-like. The record is from RefSeq and is a predicted model, not a curated record. The coding region runs from base 421 to 6075 and encodes 1884 amino acids. The transcript is spliced from 6 exons. NCBI's taxonomy places the organism in Eukaryota, Metazoa, Arthropoda, Insecta, Diptera, Culicidae.
UUCGAACGAACUCUCUCAAAGUCGCCAUUUUUGUCCUGCCUCUCCGGUGUACGUCAAGCCUUUCUUUCUGGAAUUGCCUAGGGUUUUUCAAAUGUGAAUUCCUGUUGAAAAAGUGAAAACUGGCCGGCAAAAAGUCCUCUAAACGGAAGUCUACAUUGGGGAGCAGUGUUUGGCGAUAGCUGACGGUUCGAGCGCGGCUAGUGCGGAGCGUUUAAUUGGUUUGGAAAGUUGAUUUUUUUUUCUUCCGUCCCAACCGAUUGGAGAGUGGGUGACGAAGAGAAGAAAAAAAAAUCGAGUGUUUAUUAAGCGCAAGCGAUGGUGGCCGACAGCAGCGGCUAAGCGCGGACGGCAGCCAGCUCCAGCAUUUCCUGUGAGAAGCAUCUCUGUGACUGUGGCUGUGGAUUACGAAGCACGACAACAAUGAGCGAUUCUGAGGAUGAAAUUCUAGCCGGGAGGAACAGCAAUGGCCGGCGACUGAGACGUAGGAUGGGUGCACGCAACGCAGUUGUCAGAUCCGGUGCACGAUUACGGGAUGGUAGCAGCGAAUCGGCGGAAAGUAACGGAAGCGAUAGCGGCAGCGAAAUAGAGCAGCCUGUGCGAAAAAGGAAAACCAACAAGGCGAUGGUGGAGGAGGAUGAUGAAGCAGGACCAAGCGGAUUACAACAGCAGCAGCCCGCCGUCGUGGACAGUUCCGAGUGGGAAUCGGACUGGAACAGCGCCGAGGAGGAACAGAUGCUCAUAGACGGGGGCCAGAAGGCGGCGGUAGUUCUCGCCAACAAGCUUGGCUACGCGUCGGACUCUUCCAGCAGCAGUAGCGACAGCGAAAAGUGCCCUAUAUGUUUGCUUUCGCUCAACGACCAGGAGAUUGGAGUGCCGGAGGUCUGCGAGCAUAUCUUCUGUGCGCCCUGCAUCGAAGAAUGGUCCAAGAACGUAACGACCUGUCCAAUCGAUCGCAAAAACUUUGACGUGAUCAACAUCUACAAAGACGUGGAUCGGAAGCAUUUGCUGCGUAAAAACCAGGUACAGAAGAAAGCCGCUUCGGACGUUCCAGCGCUAGAGGAUCAUGAAUUGACUUACUGCGAAGUUUGUCGUAGACCGGAUCGCGAGGAGACAAUGUUGUUGUGCGAUUCAUGCAAUCUGGGUUAUCACAUGGAAUGUUUAAGUCCUCCACUGGAGGAAAUUCCCACCGGGUCUUGGUAUUGUGAUUGCUGCUUUGCGUCCGGUUCCGAGGAGGAUGACAAUGAAGUACAAGAUCUGUUGAAUGACCUUGAUGAAAUGGGGGGAAUGCGACCUACACGAAUGCGUCAGCGCAUGAGCAGUCCGCCGAGAAUUGUCCGCACCCGACAAAGCGAGCGAAUUCGCGAGGCAAUCCUAACGCGCACAUCAACCCGUGUUCGGCUCAAUGUUGUCGAAAAUCCCAAUCAACCUGGACCGUCGUCCAGGAGGGCGGCCGAUGCUUCUACUUCAGCCAUUCCGGCGAGGGCGAGAGCAGUACGGAAGCAUCGGAAGCGUCGUACUCGACGAAAGAUUCUGCGUAUGAUCAUAUCUGAAUACGAUGUGGAUAAUGACAACGAAAAGUUUGCUAUUAAGCGCAAAAAGAUCUACAAAACCCUCAAAAGAUUGAGCAAGAAACGAUCAGCUCGUAAGCGAACUAGGAAGAGUAAAAAUCCCGAAUUGACGCCUGGCUUGACACAAGGAGGUGCAGAUUUGCAGAGGCAACGUUUCAGUACUGGAAUCCCUUCUCUGAAACUAUUCGGAGGAGGAGAUUACGAUUUGGAAUAUUUCUCGGAUGAAGGACCAAUGGAAUCGGAUAUUUCAAUCGGUGGUCGGGGAGAAACAGCAGUUCAAAGCGUUCGCUCGACUUUCAGAAAUCCGCUCGGCCAACGCCGAGCAUUGAAGACUGGGUUUGAACCGAGUUCCAGCAGUGGACCCGUUGAUAUACUUGGCAGCAUUAUGGAAAGUCAGCAGCGCUGGCAUUCUAAACAGGGGUUGAAAGAUGUCAAAAUUGAUAAUGGCAAAAUUGUGUUUCAAAACGAUAGCCCACGGAAAGCAUGCAAUCCACCACCAGGUGCGAACCAAGCCGGAGUAGGACAGAACACCCAAAACAACGUCAGUCUUUCAAAUUCAAGUGCUGGUGCGGCAGACUCGACAAGCUCCGAUCGUGGCACCAGCAACAACCAAUCGGAUACUUCAUUCGGUAGAGUAGGUUCUGGUUCUGCCGUAGGAGGGAGUGGAUCUGGUGGGCAGAAUAAUGACGAUAGCGUGCCGGAUCCUUCUGACAUGUCCAUUUUCGUAGACCUCCCGCCACCGAAGAAUUCCCGUGACGACGAAGAGGAAAAGAAAAAGAAGAAAGCUGAGGUGGAUAUGUUCGACAGCAAAAGCCCAAUACCACUGCCAUCAGCACCAAGUUCAACAAAUCCGGCUCCAGAGAGCACCACCUCUGACGACGCUCUUGGUCCAGGCACUUCAAAAGGCUUCGGAAAAUUUAAGUUCACAAUGACCGCAGAAUCGAACAAUUGUCCCAAUUUCUCCGUUUAUUCUUCGGAAACACUACAGUACGCAAAAACAGGCGGAGAAGAACCAUACGAUCCACUUGAUAGCGAACAGAAAACCGACGAUGAGUAUGAAGAACGAGACGAGGAUUUAGUUCAAUUGGAUGACGAAGAGCCAGUGGUACCGAAACCAACAGUUUCGGCUGAUGAUAAUGAUCAGGAAAAUAUUCCAAACGGCACAGACAAACUACCCACUGGAGAACUCGAUCAUGAUGCAUUCGAGUCGGACUCCGAUGAUGAACUGAAAAAGAUUGAAGAAACUGACACUUCUGUCGGUCCCGAACCUCAGCCCACCAACGAAAUGGAAGCUCUGACACCACCGCUUACUACGACCGUUGCUGCUGCACUUGCAUCUUCCGUAGCUGCAGUCACCACCAUGGCGGGCUCCCAACUGGGGACGGUGGUUUACGGUGAAGCGAGCACUACUACAACCCCGGCUAUCACCUCGACUGCUGCCGCCAACUCUGCACAAGGGGAGGAGGAUCGAAGCUACACUCCGUGUCUAGACGAAAAAUAUCAGGAAGCUCGUCGUGAGCAGGACAGAAGUGGAAUGACUCCAACGCUGCCGCCCCCAUCAAAAGAGGGUAUUGAUGGCAUGGAUACCGAACUGAUCUCCGAGGAAGACGAAGACACGUUUAAGGAAGACGAAGCGAGACCGUCAUCGUCUGCAGCGAAGCCGUCGUCAUCGGGAACGAAGAAGAAAGAUCUCACCUUCAAGAAGGUGAACAAGAAGGGUAAAGAACGUAACUAUCGCGAUAAAGAGCACAAGCGGAAGGAUCGCAACGAGGAUAAGGAAAACGAAAGUCGUCGGUCCCGUGAACGUGAGCGUCCGCGUCGACCAAAGCGAAAGGAGCUGCAGCGAUACGACGUUCGGACCGUGAUAGCCGAAAAACGACCAAAAGUCUACAAGGAUCCAUUUGGUAGAGAUGUGACGCCAAAGCCACGCUCCAAAACCCGCAGUCGUAGUCGCAGUCGCAGUCGAACCCGUGAACGCAGUCCCGAACGCAGACGAGAACUGUCAAUUUCGUUGAGUCCAGAACCGCCACGACGUUUUAACAGAAGACGAUCUUUUUCUCCCAGAUUCAGGGCAAGAAAUAGAACACCACCACAAUUCCGUAGAAAUGUCUCCAGGUCCCCAUCGAGAGGGCCCAGAAUACGGUCGAUCAGUAGGUCACGCUCGCGAUCGCCGGUAAAUGCGCGAACGCGUCCACUAUCCAGAUCUAUAUCUCGAUCGUUCACGCCUCGUGCUCGAAUUCCCAGGUCUCUCACAAGAUCCCCGAAAUCGCGAUCGCCGGAAAUUCGUGGCGCAAAAGCAAAGAAACCCAAGAAAAAGAAACGUCCCACUUCGAUAAGUCGAAGUGCCAGUCCGAGUGAGGGACGAGGCAGAAAGAAAACCAAAAAGGGACGCAAGAAAAAGAACAAGCAUCGCGGUACAUCACCAAACAAAAAGAAGAAAAAUAGAAGGAGAUCUUCUUCACCAAUGAUGUCACGUUCUCGCUCAAGAUCACCCUCGGCUCUUCCUGUUCCAACGACUGGAGUUCUAACGGAACGCUUCACCAAGGUUCGCCAGCAGAAUUCUUGGACGCCCCCACCGCCUGCCCGGCCAAAAACAAACGGAACAAAUUUGACGGUUAUUCUAACUAACGAAGAAGCGCUCGCUAAACAAGCGAAGGAUCGCGAGCGUAAACGGAAAGAGGCAAGACGCCGCGAUAGAGCGCGAGACAAAAAUUUACCCUCAAAGGAAGUAUUUACAUCAGGUGAUAAUAUAUUAGUUAGUGUUAGUUUUAAUGACAAAAAUUUGAAUAAGGAGAACCAGGAGGUCGCAGAUGGGGAAGCGCAGAAGAGAUUAAAAGACAUGGCGAAAAAGCGGGCGGAGGCGGAAAAGGCAAAACGCAGGCGACUGGAACGCCUUAAGAAGACUCGCGGUGAAGCUCCGAAACCGGUAGUCAUAAUCGACCUGGAUCGUUCGCCGUUCCGUGUUCUAACACCUUCCCCGCGGGCCGUUAUUGUGCUCAGCGACAGCGACGGUGAGAAAGACAAAGAUCGCAGAGAAGCUGAAGCGAAUCGAGUUAGCGCUGUCAAUACUCAACAAGCUAGUGCUGAUUCCGGAGCAGUUGGAUCGGCUUCCUCCCAGCGCAAAUCACCUCUCGAACGACAUGAAGAAGACAUGUUUGGUCCUAAAACUCCUCCUGGUUUUCCCAGCCAACCACAGCCCUCGCAAAACAAGUCUCAGGCGCCAAAGUUCACGAUGCAAGUGAAAUCGAAGCAAUCGAAUAUUCGUCCUACGAAUCUGCUGUACGAACCGGGCGAGUUGGACGAAGGCAAAACACCCGAACGGAUGGAUAAUGCCGAAAGUUCCAGUAUGAACUACAACAUGGUUGGUCCGAAUACACCACCGGAACCGGCUCCACAGUCACCAUCCCCUGAUGUUUACGAUCCUUUUGAACCAACGAAAUCACCUUCCCCUUCACCAUCGCGGCGAGAUAACGCAUCGAUUGAGCGUUUAUCCGAUCUGGACGAUGCGGUACUUCCAUCUAGUAGUGGCAAAGUGGACGGACCAGACUCGGGCACAAGUGGUGAUCCCAAGGUGGAUUCGCAAAACCAAGAUGAAUUAGUAAAUGGAGAAACGGAACCUCCCCGCGCUAACAAGAUCACAAUCUUGAGCAACAUAGUCAUCAGUCAACCAACCAACAGUAACCAGGGAGUGGUGAGUGGCUCGGGCGUUUCCGCCAGUCAGAACACUAACGGGGACGAUUCGGAUGUCAUUUUUGACGAUUUCGUCUCCUCUUCGGCUCCGGCGCCGAGCAACAAUAUUGGCUACAGCACUUCCUCCUCGAACCCUAUCAAGUCUUACAGUACGGCUGCGAACUCGUCCAGUUUGAUCUCGAAACUACCACUGCCACCGGGAGCCAACGCCGGACAGAAGUUCAAUGACUUCAUAAACCCAACCGAUUCGCCCUACUCACCGGGUGCGAGCGAUUUUGAUGACCUGUUCGAACCGGGCGGUGGAGGAGAUAUGGAUUCGCCGCCAGCUCCACCCGUCAAGCAGUCAUACAAGCCCACGAAAAUAAACCCCAAGGGGGGAAAGAAGACAUUUGAUAAUUUGUUCGGUAGCUCGCCGAAUAACAACUUCAAACGCGGGAAGAAAGCAUCGCACAAGAAGAGAGCCAAACCUAAAGUAGGGGACGAUGACGAGGAUCUUUCAAAAUUAUCCACGAAGGAAAGGUUCAUGAGGAAACUCAAUCGGUUGGAAAGAGUAGUGGAAGAGGUCAAACUUGUUAUUAAACCCUUCUACAACAAGAAACAGAUCAACAAGGAAGAAUACAAAGAUAUCUUAAGACGUGCUGUUCCGAAGAUUUGCCACAGCAGAACUGGCGAGAUCAAUCCGAUCAAGAUCCAAAAGCUGAUCAAAGCGUAUGUGCGCAAGGUGCGCGCGAGGCGACGUGGCACAAAGAAAGGCAAUCUUGGCGGAGCUGCCACAAUCAAUGCACCCGGUACCAACAGCAAUCCACUAGUGAUCUAAUUGCGUGAUCCUCAUGAUUGCAUGAGACAGAAAUGGCAAACACACACACACACGCAUCCUUUCCCGUGGAACAUAUUUGGGUGUGGGCUGGUUUGAUUCCCUUUUCUAUCGUGUUUCAUACCACCAUUUUAAGGUAGGUGACUAAAGUAAAUACGCGCAUGAGAAGCUUUCUCAUGAAUUACGUAUAACUUUAGCGUGGAAUCAAUAUGGUAUAAACUUUCUUUCCAGUUUCAAUUAUUAUUGUCAAAUGCUGAUGAGUGAAAAGCUUUUGAUAGUAACAGUAAUUUUGGUUAAGAAGAUCGACAAAAAUGGGAUAUUGAAAUUAACAAAAGUGUAAGCAUAUUCUACGGGCGGAAACGCAACGAAUUCCUUACCGAGUGGAACGAACCGUUUCGUUGCUAGCAUUAAAUCACAAUAGGCUCGCGAAAAGAUGCAUCAAUUUAACUCAUAAUUGUGGUAGAAAGUUUCUACACAGAAAAGUCUAUUAGAAAAAAGGGUAUUUAUAGUAAUUAUCAUGAUAAAAUAUUUAUUGAAUAUACACAAUUAUUAGAGCUAAAGUAAGUUAAUUAGAUUGUGCUAAUUGUAGAGACUAAUCUCUAAGAUAAAUUAUCAGUGUAAAGUUUGUCCAACCUACAAUCUAACUAUUGACGACACAACAUUCGAGAAUUGAUGCUUUCUCCGCUGUCAAACAACACACACUUGGGCUUACUGGUGGAUGAGCAAGCCCAAUUCCCUGGAUUUAACGUACUCUUUCUGAAACAAUCUGUGCAAAUAUAGAUCUUUUACAAGCUUACAUAUAGUUCAAAAUGCAAUGAACCUAUUUUUUUCUUAACGAACUCCGAGCAGUUGUGCUCGGUGAGACGGGAUUUGGAAUUAUAUGGUAUAUACUGCUGAGCGUGAUUGUACUGAUUGUUGGUCCUGUUAAAUUACUGAACUGCAAUUCAAAUCAUGGAAAAUAAUAAUACAUUGUGAGUUUGCGCAUGUGGGUCGAGAAAUAUUCUAUCUAUAGUAGUAAAAUAACAAUCUGAAAAAAAUAGAAAUGCACCGAGCAUUGAUUGCUAGGUUCACUAAAUGUAGAAACACAAUUCAUUUGGAUAAAGUAAGUAAUUUGAGUUAUUUUAAAUUUGUAGUACUUCGCCUACAAGAAUCAUAUGAAUACAAUUGAUACAGACAAAAAGCUAAUAAAAAUAAUUAGUUUAAGAAA